GUCAAUUGUAAUGAAUUAAACUAGUAACUGCUUUACUUCAUCAUUAAGUAGAUAUUGAACAUAAAAGUGAUGGCGGCAAUGAAGCAAAAGAAGCAGGUUCUACAAGUAGUUCUAUGGAAGGAUCCAAUUAUGUUGAUUCAAGUCAGAAAGGCAGAGUGGUGAACAAAGAUAUUGGUGGUGAUAAUGUUGAUGAUGAAGCUGUGGACAUGUAUGUAACUGAAGGACACCAGGCAACUAAUAAACAAGAAACUGCUGAUAUGGAUGGGUUUGUACCUAGCAAGUCUACAGAUAAGAAAAGUAUAAAACGAUCAAAGUCAUCUGAUUCAUUAAAGUCCGCUACUGCAAAAGCAUUCAGAAGAUUAUCUUCAAAAAUAGAACUAGAAACAGAAGAAACGAAAAAACUUUUGUCAACUAUUACAGAUUCUGAUGCUGCACAUCAAGAUCUAGAGGUUCCGGCAAGUAAUGAUGAUACUAGAAGUCAAUUUGUACCAAAAUAAAAUUAUUUAUUCAAAAAAUAAUUUCUAUCUAUAUUA
Amphimedon queenslandica is the source of this 533-nucleotide messenger RNA. RefSeq lists its product as uncharacterized. Bases 114 to 497 code for a protein of 127 amino acids. The transcript is spliced from 7 exons. Lineage: Eukaryota; Metazoa; Porifera; Demospongiae; Haplosclerida; Niphatidae. The record is from RefSeq and is a predicted model, not a curated record.